Molecule: messenger RNA, 1044 nt
Organism: Naumovozyma castellii
Lineage: Eukaryota; Fungi; Ascomycota; Saccharomycetes; Saccharomycetales; Saccharomycetaceae
Gene: IPA1
Product: putative polyadenylation protein
Exons: 1
Coding region: 1-1044 (347 amino acids)
Source: RefSeq, a predicted model, not a curated record
AUGCGAUACUUGGUAGAGUAUCUUCCAAGAAUCAAGAAGAUAACGGUUAUUCUUGAUGAAUGCGUGGAACCAAGACUUGUACAGGUGAAGCCCUUAGAAGUGCACAUUAGAGAAAAUAAUUCGAUCAGCAUCAUCAAACUACCCUAUGAAGUUGAAUUACAAGAUUCAUUACAGUUGACUGAAGGUACUCAAGGAGAAUAUUUACUACGACUGAGGACACUUGCUAGUCCAUUGGAAAAAAUGAACGAUGUAAUGUCAGUUCCUGCAGGUAAAUGGACCAAAAAAGAUCUGAACUUGGAAAAUGGAUUCGAGUUGAAUUGUUUGAAGUGUAACACUCCUGUUAUCAGCACUUCUAAUAUAAAUAAGAUUAAUGAGCUGCCGUCGGAAUUCUGGAUGGAAUUGAUGGAUUAUUGGCAUUGCCAUAAGCCACAGGUAGGUGAUAAUGAACUUUUAGAUUAUUCGGUUGGACGAAAUACUCUUAUACCAUUAACGGGAGAAUUACUUGUGGGUAAUUCAUUCUUUUUGUUGUUACCAUCAACUUUACAACGUCAAGCUGCAAUGAAGCAUGAAGAAUUGACAUGUUUGAAGUGUAACUCAAUAUUGGGCGACAGGACUACAGAAGGACUCUGCCGAUUAUACAAGUGGAAACUAUACCUCCGAAAAAAUGAUGAAACUGAUUACUUUAAACCAGAAGAUCAUGUGCUUUUGUCCAUGCUUGAAGCAUUAAAGGGGAACUCUGAACGAUACACGAUUUUGAAAUGGGAGGAAAAUGUGAUUCUACUCUGGUUAUUCUCUAUUGAUAUCGGUGUAACAUUGUCUGGUGGGAAGGUUUUGAAGAGGGCAGUUAAGAUAUUUUACACUAGUGAUUUGGCAGUUAUUAAGAAGAUUUGUGACGAAAGACAAGUGGAGGAAAUAAAGGUUAAUGGUGACGUUUUCGAUGCCUUCAAAAAAACGAUCGAGAAUGUUCAUGACAUGUUACCUCAGUGUUCGCGAGGCCUUGGGCAGUGGGAAGCAUGUUAUCUUGAGCUAUUCUCUUCUUUAUAG